AUGUCUACGACCCCCUCAUCCUGCGACAUCCUCGUCAUAGGCAGCGGCAACGCAGGCUUCUCCGCCGCCCUCUCCGCCGCCCAAACAAACCCAGAAGCAGACAUAAUCCUCCUAGACAAAUGUCCCCAAACCUGGGCCGGCGGCAACAGCUACUUCACCGCAGGAGCCUUCCGCACCGUCCACAAUGGCCUCCCCGACCUCCUCCCACUGGUAAACAACGUCAACGACCCGGAGAAAGCCAACCGAAUCGACAUGCCCAUCUACUCCGAAGCAGACUUCGCCCAUGACUUAAACCGCAUGACGAACGGCCGCACAGAUCCAGCCCUAGCCAAGAUCCUAGUCCAAGACUCGCGCAGCACCAUCGCCUGGCUGGCGCAGAACGGCAUCCGCUUCCAAUUAUCCUUCAAUCGCCAAGCAUACGAAGUAGACAACCGCAUCAAAUUCUGGGGCGGCCUUGCGCUGAAAACAGAAGAUGGCGGUAAAGGCCUGAUUGAGGAUCACAUACGUGCUGCAGAGAAGAACGGCGUGCGAAUCUUCUUCGAUAUGGCCGUGUCAAAACUUCUCACGGACGCGGGAUCGGGAUCUGGCGCCGUCAUCGGUGUUGAAGGUCACCACCGCGCCAGCACCAGCGUCAAGGACGCGAAUAUCAGCACGAGGACCAGCCGUGCAAAGUUCGCCAUCCGCGCCAAAGCCGUCAUCCUCGCAGCCGGCGGCUUCGAAGCAAAUCCCCAACUCCGAGCCCAAUAUCUCGGGCCGGGAUGGGAUGCAGCUCGCGUCCGGGGAACACCCUAUAACACCGGUGAUCUCCUCCAGAUCGCGCAGCGAGACGUCUCUGCAAAGACGGCCGGGAAUUGGUCCGGAUGUCACAGCGUAGCUUGGGACGCAGACGCACCUGCCCACGGCGGAGAUAGGGGUGUGUCGAACGAGUUCACGAAAUCGGGCUAUCCGCUUGGGAUAAUGGUUAAUCGGGACGGGGAGAGAUUCGUGGAUGAAGGGUCUGACAUGCGGAACUACACGUAUGCGAUGAUUGGGCGGCGAAUUCUGGCGCAGCCGGGUCAGGUUGCGUUUCAGGUUUGGGAUGCGCGGACGACGGGGUGGUUACGGGAGGAGGAGUAUAGGGCUUCUGUGACGAGACAUUUGGUCGGGGAUAGUGUUGAGGAAUUGGCGGAUAGGUGUGUUGAGGUUGGAUUGACUGGGAGACAGAGGUUUUUGGAUACGGUUGCUGAGUACAAUGAUGCUGUUCGGGAUAGUUUGGCGGGGAAGAAGUGGGAUCCUGCUGUCAAGGAUGGAGUGAGUACGUCCGGGUUGACGGUGCCAAAGUCGAAUUGGGCGUUACCGAUUGAUCGGGCGCCGUUUUUGGCUGUGAGGGUUACUGCUGGUGUUACUUUUACUUUUGGGGGAUUGGCUGUUAAUCCGGAGACGGCUGCUGUGGUUUCGGAGACGACGGGACAGGAGGUACCUGGUUUGUACUGUGUUGGGGAGAUGCUGGGUGGUCUUUUCCAUGAUAAUUAUCCUGGUGGUAGUGGAUUGACUUCGGGUGCAGUGUUUGGACGAAGGGCUGGACGAGCUGCAGCGAAGAGUCUUGGAGCAGGAAGAGCUUACAGUAGACUGUGA
Penicillium manginii is the source of this 1614-nucleotide messenger RNA. RefSeq lists its product as uncharacterized. Bases 1 to 1614 code for a protein of 537 amino acids. The record is from RefSeq and is a predicted model, not a curated record. The transcript has a single exon. Lineage: Eukaryota; Fungi; Ascomycota; Eurotiomycetes; Eurotiales; Aspergillaceae.